AUUUGCCCCCAAAGCGAUACAAAAUAGCUUAGGGAAAAUGAACAUACUGGAUAUUUUCCUUGCAUCGUUAGAUCGCUCUAUGAUGCUGAAUUCAGGCGCCAUCGUCACGAAGAUGCUUGCCAUUCCCGCGAGGAAGGCAAUUCCACGGUCUGUCGUUAUUAUGUUAUAAUAUGCAUAUAUCGACGGUUUGAAAGAAUACGUUUGCUGGUCGUAUACAUUAAAUAGAGUCUCAAUGGACUACGGGCGCGAUAAAUGAACAGAAAUCGAUAUCCAUUCUCCAAGUAGUGCAUCCACAGAACUCGCCGAUAUCUUGACGUCACGAACAUCCUGGAAGAUGAUUGGCGGUCUUGACAUAAAUAUUUAAUAAGUGUCGCAUAGUUAAUGUCGCGAAAUAGAUUACCGAUAUUUCACAAAUGAUCUCAACUAUAACGUUUUCAACUAGCUGGAGGUCAUUUGACAAAAUGAAAAUCAUACAAUUUUGAUAGUGAGAAUAUCUAGGCAAAAGAAUUGAAAAAAAAAUGUAGAAAGUGAGGAGUAUUCCGAGAGCCGUUUUUCUCUGUCCGGAUUGGAUAUAUCUAUGUAUAUUAAUGUUGAAUCUAGUGUAUUCAUAGCAUCUGUAUCGGGAUUUGAAUAUACAGGAGGAUAGAUCAACUCUGGCAUGAUGUCCACAACAAGCAGACGACCCUCCUUGCCUCCAAUGCCGGACCUCUCCCAUCUAGACGAAGCGGAGAGGAAGCAGAUCGAAGAGGUAUUGAGGAGGCAACAUGAGGAGGAAGAAAAAGAACAAGAGAUGAUAAGAAAAAUGCAACAAGAGUUUGAUACAUACCGCCAGACAGUUGACAAAAUUAACUCAGAAGCCAAAAAGCUAGGUCCCCAAGGGCAGUUGGACACAGGGGCAGUGUGUCAGAUUUGUCACAAGACAAAGUUUGCUGAUGGUGUGGGGCAUAUGUGCCAUUACUGCCAGCUAAAAUCCUGUGCCAGGUGUGGAGGGAGAAUGACGGUCAAACAAAACAAGAAAAUGGAAGAUACUCCCCCAGUACCUGUCAACAAACCACCAACUACUGUCUGGGCCUGUAAUCUUUGUCGCAAAAAGCAGGAUCUAUUGGCGAAAACAGGUGCUUGGUACCAUGGAGGGAUGGCCAAGCCAGUGCAGCUUGGGAUUGAUGCUCAGUCGGGCAGUGACACUGGUUCCAUCAAGGCGGACAUAAGUCCUCAGAACGAAAAGAGACCCAAAUUGUACGAAAAGAAACUAGACGGAACUCCUUCAGGGUCCGAUAAAGAGAAUAUGAACUCUGGGCCGCGAGGACCACCUCACCCAAAGGAGGGCAUUAGGAGGCAGUCGUCGCUGGAUACUGGCAGUACACAGCACAGUCGUGGACGCCACAAUGAACAGUACGCGUUAGCUCCAGAGGACGGUGAUAAAUUACGGGAACAUGGACCGGAGCGGGGAAGAAAUCGUGACCGUUCUCCUGCCUCUAGAAGACAUUACAGUGAAACUAGGCUAUCAGAGACAGAUAGAAGAUUUGCUCAAGAAUUCCGACAUGGUGAACGAUUGGGAAGGGGGGAGGGGCCAUCACGCUCUAGGGAUCCGUCUAGGGAACGAGGGGGACCAAGGGAUGAUAUGAAAAGAGGGCGAGAUAGUCACAUCGACAAACGAGUACGAGAUGGGCCUAGGGAUCCCAGAGAUGAAAGGCACCGUGACCUCCAUCGAAGUGAGCACGACAUGGUCUACAAACGUAGCAAAGACCCUGAACACUACAGGCAACCUCCGGUGGAUAGCGUGAAAGGCCAUGACUAUGCAGACAAGGACACAAUUCGUGGCUCCAGAGAGCGUGUCGACAUGUUGGACGGUGACAAAAGAAGGACAAGAGACUCCUCUCUUUCUAAAGUAAACAAUAUGCAACCUCCCUCCGUGGGGAAAAUGGAUCGUGGUAGCAGUGGACGGUUAUCCUCAAGACAAGAACGCUCCCCAAGGGAUGCCAGUUCUAGCCGUAGAUCACCCACCACCAUGGAUAGGGACAAAAGCAAGGAGGGGCUGGAUGUGUAUCACGGAGAGACUUCUAGGUCACCGAGUGUAUCCUCGCGUCAUAAGAUCAGAAAUGCGUCCCCCACAGUAAAGGACGAGAGUGGACGUCCCAUUGACAGUCCCUAUGGUUACUCACACAGUGUCUCCUCACACUUGGACCCCAGUACUGCUGCAGGGAAGAAUUUAAGUAAGAACAAUAACAACAACAACAGGAAAAAAAUGGAGAACCUACGAGCCGACUCCCUGAGUUCUGACCCCUCGGACUGUGCCCGACCACCCCCACCAAAACCCCACAAACACCGCAAGGGGAACAAGAAGCAGAGACAGCAUUCGCUCAGUAGUUCCGAUGACGAGAUAAGAUCCACUCCAGAGAAUUCCAGUUACGAAGGAGAAGAAGAGAGCGAGAGUAUUGUUAGUGAAAAAGGGGGAAAUGAAAGCAGUUUAAGGCAAACUAAUUCAGCUGGUAGGCCCGACACCUUUAAUGGCUGUCAAAAAUGUUGCCAUGGCAAUGUUUGCUGCAAGAUGGCUGCUUAUGAGACCGAGACACAUGUUUUGAAAGACUCUGGAAUAGACACAGGUCACUCCAGUAGUAGCCAAACAUUAAACGAAGACAGUUCAAAGCAUCCUGUGACUUGGAAAUUGUCAUCAGAUGGCUCAACAUAUGUAGGUCACAUGAUUCUUAAAAAAACCAUUGAUGGAGCAAGGCAAGAUGACUGUGCAAUUUUAGGCUUGAGCAUUGUGGGAGGUAGAGAGACACCUCUAGGACAGCAUGGUGCAUAUAUCACCAAAGUCAAAAAGGGCAGUAUAGCUGACACGGUUGGCCAUCUACGUCCAGGUGAUGAGGUCCUUGAGUUCAAUGGAAGAUGCUUACAGCGAGCUACAUUUGAGGAGGUUCGAGACAUCAUCAUGGAGUCUAAACAAGAACCACAAGUGGAGCUUAUUGUUAACCGCAAUGCCAGUUCUGGUGAAGUCCCACCUGGAUUACAACAAACUGACCACAAUACUCGCAGAAGUCCGCUGGACCAUGACAAAAGAGGCAAGAGAGCCACAGAUAUUACCAAUGGCCACACAAGAAGAGUAAAUCUCUCAGAGACAGCCCCAAAUUUUACAAGUCCGAGAUCACGAUCCCUGACACCCAAGUCAAUGGGCAAAAUUCAGGUGAAGUUGUGGUAUAAUAUGAAAGAACAGGAGCUGAUAGUGACCCUUAUUAGUGCUACUAACUUGCCACCAACGACUAAAGGCCAGUUCAGACACCCAUACUGCAAAGUCUACCUUCUUCCAGACAGAAGUGAAAAAAGUAGACGUCGAACUAAAACAAUUAUGAACAGCAAUGAGCCCACCUGGAACCAAACAUUUAUGUACUAUGGUGUUACAUCAGAGGAUCUUCAAAACUUGCUGCUAGAAAUAACUGUGUGGGAUUAUGACAGAGUGGGACCAAAUGAAUUUAUGGGAGAAGUGCUUCUGGAUCUACACAGUGCAAACUUAGAAGAUGACCCCUUCUGGUACCCCCUGUCACAACAUGAUGAGAACAGUAUACCCUUACCCCAGUCUUCACCAAGAUCUAAAACCCAACAGGAGGCUUACUAUGGAAGGAAAGAUCACUUAUCCCCCCCGGUCAGUUCCAGGGGUCACAGUGACAGUGAUAUAUCGGAGUUUGAUGUAGACGAAAGGUUCGCAAGGAGUGUUCCAGUUACAAGUCGAGAAGAACAUGAGCAUUCUCACCGUCACCCGAAGACUGCUGUGGAAAAGCUGUCUGUCCCCGGGGAACAGAGCUCCCUGCCCAGGACAGCGUCCCCCAAAACUCCAGACAUGCACCCUAGAAAUAGGUCAAGGACACCUUCUUCUUCUUACCAUCGUGUGCCUGAAAACGCAUCUCGCUCACUCUCCCCACCAGACCUUAGCUCAUUGAUGGCCAACUCUCCUUCCAAUACACCCUCUCCCAAAAAGAGACAGCUGCCUGCAAUUCCAACUGAUGCCCAGCGGGAAAGUCGGGACAGAGUUGUGAGAGAUUUAGAAGAGAGAGCUCGUCAGAUAAAGAGUCGAAUGCGACCUGGAAGUGUGACCCCUAACCUCUCUGACAGUGAGGCUAUGAGGGGUCGUCACAGGUCAUCUUACGACAGGUCAAUCUCCAGAGAAAGGGGGUACCCAUUGUAUGACAGAGACCCUUCACGUGGGAGAAGGAAGGAUGAUUAUGAUAUCCCUAGUGAUGCUGAUAGUGAUAUCUCCGAAAUCUCUAAAGUUAGCACCAUAAGUGUUCGCUCUACUCAGUCUGAAAAACCUCACAGAAAAUUUAGUCAAUUCAAAGAAAAAAUAAACACCAAGUCUACGAUACCCCGAUCACAACAGCCGUCAGUGCGAACCCCCACGGGCGACAGUCAAGGCUUCCAGAAGCAGAGCAGUAGCGGCAGCAUGUCUGACUCCGAGGUAGGCUCAUGCGUGACAGAGGGGCGGAGACGUAGACCUAGCCUUGGUCACAAGAUCGGGUCACUGAUUGGUCUCCAGCGCCGGAGUAGCAGCGCGUCACAGCUGACUGACGGCAAGAAGAAGAGCUCCAUACAGAGAAGCGAGGAGGUGCUGUCAGGGCGGGGACUGGUGAAGCAGCCCAGCAAGGACUCGACGGACGGCAGUAUUGGGAGCAUCAGCAGCGAUUCUGGGAGUGUUCUGUGGCUGAAUCCAGCAGGAAUGAGACUUGGGCCAGAGGGACAAUUUGGGGACUUCAUAGAAGGCCUGGGUCCUGCUCAGUUGGUUGGUCGACAGGUUCUGGGCUCCGCUUGCCUUGGGGAGAUCCAGCUAAGUCUUUACGAUAGGAAACACCAUUUGGAAGUAGAGGUCAUCAGAGCCCGUGGUCUCAUUCCAAAAGCAGGUGCAAAAAUUCUUCCAGCCCCCUAUGUUAAGGUGUACUUGAUUGAUGGCAAACAUUGCGUAGAAAAGCAGAAAACGACUGUAGCUAGACGAACCCUGGACCCCCUGUAUCAGCAGCAGCUGGCUUUUACUGAGGACUACCGGGGGAAAAUACUUCAGGUUACUGUGUGGGGGGAUUACGGAAGAAUGGAUCGUAAAGUGUUCAUGGGUGUUGCACAGAUUCUCCUAGAUCACUUGGACCUCUCAAACAUUGUGAUUGGCUGGUACAAGUUAUUUACCAGCUCCUCAUUGGCUGGUCAUCACUCCUCGUCAUCGACGAUUGGACAUUCUCGCAAAGGCUCAACAACCUCUCUAGAUAGUGGUUACAAUAACAACAGCCCCAGAACGUAGCAUUAGCUAGGAUAAAGACCUUUAUAUUAUCUCAUUAUUAUGUGAUUUAUUCAUGUUGAUUUUUUUUUUAAUAUGUAGUUGAGUAUGCAAUUUCAAUGUUAAUAUAUGAAGACUGUAUGCUAGAAGUAAGGGCACAGAAUUUCAUGCAUAAAGUGGCCUGCUGCAUUAAUAGUUGUAAGUCUUGAUGGUAUCUUGAUAUGAAUGUAAUCUUUAAUCAUUUAUUCAUAUGCAUGUUUUCAUAAAGAGCAUUUAAAUUAUUUGUUUGAAAAAAUAUAAUUUAUAUAAUACUGAGGUUUUAUUAAUAUUCGAUGGUAUCAAUUUUCGAGGAUUCAAUGAAAAUGACAGUUUCAAGGAUUUGUAAACUCAUGGCCAAUGAUCCUAUCAAUACAAAAUGUUAAUAGAAAUUGCAUUUCAAUGAACAUUUAAUUUAGCGGAUCAACUUAACAAUGAAAUUUGGUAUUCAACGAAAAUUGAUGAAACCACAGUAGGACUCUUAUUGGCAAAGAAAACGUAAUUUUUGGCCAAUUAGAUAUAGCAAGCUCUCGAAAACAAUGUGUUAUUUGUUUAGAGAUGUGGUUUUUUUUAAAUGUUCCAAAAUUUUAGACCAUCAGUGUCUGAUAGCAUGCAUUGUGCAGGGUGUGUUUGUGAAUACAUUUAAAGAAUAUCUGAUUGUGUAAAGUUUAUGCAUGUAUCAUGCAAAUAUGCAAAAAUGAUAAUUGUUUAAGAACAAGUGAAGAAUGAUUGGUAUGUAUCAAAAUAUCAGUAUUGAAGUUACAGUACUGUAGAUUCCUUAUUUUACGCGAGUACUUAAUUCCGCGAUUCAACGAUUUGCCAUCAAAUCGCGAGUACAUAAAAUUGCGAUUGCCGAAAUUUUAUGAAAGUUUCAUGUAGUUUACAUGUGUCCCAAACUUAACAGUGAGAUUUUAGAAUUCGCGAGAUGGGCUCCUGGCGAUUUUACGCGGAUAUUAAUUCCUCGCGUUUAAUUAGGAAUUUACAGUAUACAGGGAAAUAUUUGCCCCCAUUUAAUUUUUGCCCUUUUGCCCUCAUUGUCAGCUGGUGAAUUUAAGACUUGGGGAAUUCAAAUGGUUUUGAUUAUCUCUCUUUAAACACAACUGCUUCUGGGUGAAUUCAAGACGGAGUGAAACUGUUUAAUUGCAUUAUUGUAGAAGGGCAAAAAUUACAUGGGGCAAAAAUAACCCUGUAUACAGUAUCCUAAUACAUGUUUAUGAUUACAAAAAUUCCCAGAGAUAUAAAUUAUUCAUUAAUAAAUUUUUAAUCAAUUUACAGAAUAUACUUAAAGAGAAAAACUAUUAAGAAAAUUACAAAAGAAGGAGUUUUUACUGAACAUAAGAUUGACUUGUGAAUUGGCUGACUGGAUCUGUAAACAUGCAUGCUUCUUGUUUCUGACUUGUAUUUGUACUGACAUGUUUUUGUACUGACAUGUAUUUGUACUGACAUGUAUUUGUACUGACAUGUUUUGUACUGACAUGUUUUUGUACUGACAUGUAUCUGUACUUAUACAAUACCGGUAGUUAGACUUUGAACUCAGUCUGUUUAACAUAAUAUGUUACUGUUCUGAGUGUUGGAAAACUGUUGAAGUUAGAGAUUAAAGCACAGAGUCAGUUAUAGCUUGUUUUUUUUUAUUAUUAUAUUGAGAUUUUUCCUGUGUUUUUUUGUGUAUACAUUUUUAUGUGAGACAUAGAUGUAUUUGUUACUUGCAAUUAUGCAUAGGGUAAGUGUUGUUGUUGUUGUGAUAUUGAAAUGUAGUUAAAAGUUAUUUGUGAUGCGAGUUGGUUUAUUUUUUAUUUGUUUUUGUUGAUUUCUAGUCAAAAAAAAUAUAUAUUAAAUGUGUUGGUCGAACUUUUUUAAGUUGACUUUUUGAUAUAUUAUGAAUGAUUUUUUCCCCUUGUUAUUGAAACAAAAAUCUGUGAUCAUUUUGUUUUUUUCUCUUCAAUUAAGAUAUAUAUACAUUACAUAUGGAUGAUGUAUGUUUCAAUAUAUUUCUUAUGAUACAUUUACAUGUACAUGUAUGUUGCAUAUAUGUAGAAUAGGUGUGUGUAAUUUAAUUCCCCUGUAGACAUUUUGGGUACAGAAAGUGAUUUAUGAGUCGUUGAUAUUUUGAAAACUGUUAGAGCAUGAUCGAUGGUUGUGUGUAAGAUUGACAGCCAAACUAACAUGACUGUAUCUAUAGACCUAGAGAUGCAGGUGUUGUGAAGGCCAUGUUUAUAAUUGUGCUUUAGUGACUUUUAGUCGUAUGAGCCCAAUGAUAAAUAUAUAUAGUUGAUCAGGUCUGAUCAUAAGGGGAUAAAACUUGUUCAACAAACAUUUGUUAUUCAUCCCAGGGGUCCAAUAUCCCCACCCCUCUUCUUCCACCAGUCCUUAGAAUAUAUUUAUAACUUAUACCAAAGGGUGUAUUAAGUUCCAGCAUUUUAGAAUAAGGUGAACAAAUAGAGUGUAUACAAUAUGUCGAGAGAUAUACUUACAGACUUGGUACUUCAUUGAACUAUUUAACUUAAUAUUUCCACCUUGGAUAUGACAGUUGGACACCUGGACCAAAUGGGUGCAAAGUCACUCUGGUUUAUAAUUGCUUAGAACGUACAUAGAUGUUCGGCAUAUACUUUGGAUUAAACCAUGCAUUGUCAAAUGAUGAUGGUCAUUUUUCCUUCAUACAUUUUGUCAGGUACAUUAGUCAAUCAGUUCCACGUCUCUUGCAUUAGUUUUAUACUUAAACUAAUGAAGUUGUGUAUUGAUUGUAUGAGAACAUUUUUUUAACAGCUAUGUAUAACUUAGAUUUUUCAUACCACACCGACUUUUUUGCACUGGGGAGCCCAUUCCUGUCUAAUGUAGCACCCAAUAUCUCCACCAAAGCGUGCUUUAUAAUUUGAUUAUUAAUAGUUCCUGAAUACAUGUAUAUAUAAAUUGAGUUUAGAAAGUUGAGAAAAAAAUCAUUUUGCUUACAGAAUUCUUUUAAAGAAUUUCAUAUUAAUAUAGCUGAAUUUGUAACCAGUAGUCUUCGCGACAUUAAUUUUGUAUUGUAUUCUGAUUGAGUUGUCUUAUCUUUGUUAUUUCAUGGUAAAGCACCAUUUUGUUGAAAUUAGGGAAGGAAUCAACUUUACACUGUUACAAUCAAAUAAAGUCAAUAUGAAAUCUCAAAAU
This is a messenger RNA of Magallana angulata, 8434 nucleotides long. Its product is annotated as regulating synaptic membrane exocytosis protein 2-like. Gene Ontology annotation, cellular component: presynaptic membrane; cytoskeleton of presynaptic active zone. Gene Ontology annotation, molecular function: transmembrane transporter binding; small GTPase binding. The transcript is spliced from 23 exons. NCBI's taxonomy places the organism in Eukaryota, Metazoa, Mollusca, Bivalvia, Ostreida, Ostreidae. The coding region runs from base 659 to 5278 and encodes 1539 amino acids. Gene Ontology annotation, biological process: calcium ion-regulated exocytosis of neurotransmitter; regulation of synaptic plasticity; positive regulation of synaptic transmission. The record is from RefSeq and is a predicted model, not a curated record.